Molecule: messenger RNA, 5830 nt
Organism: Neopelma chrysocephalum (saffron-crested tyrant-manakin)
Lineage: Eukaryota; Metazoa; Chordata; Aves; Passeriformes; Pipridae
Gene: PISD
Product: phosphatidylserine decarboxylase
Exons: 6
Coding region: 2247-3269 (340 amino acids)
Biological process (GO): phosphatidylethanolamine biosynthetic process
Cellular component (GO): mitochondrion
Molecular function (GO): phosphatidylserine decarboxylase activity
Source: RefSeq, a predicted model, not a curated record
CAGGGAACGGCGGCAGCAGCAGCUGUGCCGGGGACCAGCACCCACAGCUGGAGAGCCCAGGCCCGACUGGCUCUGCCGGUGGGACACCAAGUAGGAGAACUCGUUUCAGGUACUGUUCAGUGUUUUGUGCUUUGCAGGAAUGGUGACUGAGGGGGAGGGAGGCCGGGAGGGUGUCUGGGCAGGAGGAGCGGGAGCCAUCUGCGAAGCUUUUGUUUGGCCUAAUUACUAUAAAGCUCCUUAUGCACUGCCGGCAGAGAAGGGCAGGCUGUUCCACGGCAAGGGGGUGAGGAGGCUUUCAUUCCUUUCCUUUCUCCUCUCCAUCACUAGGAGAAUGGAAAAAUUAGUUGAGGGGCCGCUCUGAAACCAGGCCAAGGCAGUGAGAAGCCCGAGGGCUCCGGAGCGAUGCAGCUCUGCAGGGAUUGGUCCAGGAGCGACUGCAGUGAAGGGGGGGAGAGCAGCAGGAGGGGGACCCAGCCCGGCUCCCGGCCCGCCAGCCCUGGCAGGCUGGGGGGAGUUAGGAUGGGAGGAAGAAUCUGAAGUGUCCCUUCCUAUUCCCAUGGCAGUCCCACCUCCUGCUGAGACGCGGCUUUAACUGUGCUGAGACAACACUUUGCUCAGGGCUCUUUUUACCCCUUGCAUUGUGAUGCACAGAUCAUUCUCUGUUUGUUAUUUAUUAAUUCUUGGGGGGAAAGAAGUUGUGUUCACUGCAGAAAAAAAUCUCUGAGCCAAAGGCACCAUCUUGCAUCCCAGAAUGGUGACAGUCAUGCCUGCCUGCAUGGUAUUUUAAUUCUGGUCCAAGUUCUGGAAAGAACGAGUUGGCAAGAAAAUCCUUUAAAUUCUCAGCUUCUUUCCAUCUUGGAAGGACGUAGGCACUAUGUUUGUAGUUCACCCUUCAUGUCACAGAAUCCCUUGAGAGAGGGAGCUGUUGGGAGCAGCUAGGCCAUCCCACUGGAGUUUGUGAGGGCACUGUGAGGGCACAUCACCGUGUCCCGGCUGCAGGGGAACAGUCUACUAGCCAGGAGUUCAGUCAGUGCCAGGUUUGAAUAGUUUGCCCUCAGGUGAGCAGACUUCCAUUUGAUAAUGUGACCUUGGAAGUGCCAAUGGUUUCUUCAUGAGUAGCAGCCAAAGAAUAAAUGGAGACCUGAAGGGCCUUGCAUCCAGACCUCCUGCAAGGGCCUGAGCUGAGGCCUGUGGUGGGCUCUAAUAAGCUGAGUAGCUUCUCCCCCUGAGAGUUACAAGGUCAACUUCUCCCCAUGGCCAUUUGUGCAAAAGGAGACCCCUCUUAGGACAUCUAUGUGACAAAAAAUCAGAGAUGCAGUUGGUUGAGGCAGAGGAGUUGGUUAUUGGGCUAUGGAGACCAGAUUGUCUUGCAGCAGUAGCAAUAUUGGCUUUGUCCAUACGUUCCCUGUUCACAACCAGGGUCCUAAAGGAAGGUUUGUAAAUUGUAUUAACUUUCUCAGGAGUGCCACUCCUGUUGUUUCUCAAGUACUUGUUUCCUAAAGUUAGUGAGUGACCACCAGCUCUAUAAAUUUGACUCCAGCAUCCCUUGGGAUAUAAAAUACAAUUUGAGGCACAGUCUAGUCAAUACGCCUUCAAUGCACAAAUCCUCUGAGGGACCUCAGUUUAUUACAUUUCAGAGAUUUCUUUCAUCAAAGUAUCUGUUCUUUCCAUAAAAUUGUCCCUUUGUGGAGUUGUUGAAGUCCCAGCAUCACAGAUUCCCAGCUUUCAGAAUAUUGUUUGCUGCCCACUUUGGCUAUCCAACAGCUGGAGCAGUUGCAAGAAAUGUUUUCUGGGGUUGUAAUCUUCUGAUAUUUGGAAGAAGCACCUUUGUACUUUGUUAUUUCCUUAAAUUCUCAUGUUAUUAUUUCGAUGAACCACCUGUAACUUAGUUCUCAAAUGCCAUCUGCAAGUGGUCUUGCCUUUCAUUUUUGAGGGUGUUAUUCCUAAAAUGUGACCUAUGCAGUGAACACCAUCUUUUGGAUAGAGGAUUUUUCUUCUUUUGGGUUUUUUUGAUUUUUUUAGAUAAACUGUUCGUCUGUUUUGGGAAGGCAAAGAAGUGAUCAAAAUAAAGUAGAGACUUGCAGAAUCAAUGUUUAAGUAACGUUUAGCAGGAAUAAGUCGUGCCCAGCUACCAGGAGCUGGUGGCUCUGCAGCUGAGAUGCCUGACCCUCUGCUGUUGUGUGUAAUUUUUCAGGUUGCAAUUCCCCCAGCUGGCCCUGAGGCGGAGGUUGGGCCAGCUGAGCUGUAUGUCUAGGCCUGCUCUGAAACUCCGUUCUUGGCCUCUGACUAUUCUCUAUUACCUUCUGCCUUUCGGUGCCCUUAAACCCCUGACCAGAGUGGGAUGGAGGCCCAUGAGCAGGGUUGCCCUGUACAAGUCGGUACCAACUCGGCUGCUCUCGCGGGCCUGGGGUCGCCUGAACCAGGUGGAGUUGCCCACGUGGCUCCGUAAGCCUGUGUACAGCCUGUACAUCUGGACCUUCGGGGUGAACAUGAAGGAGGCGGCUGUGGAGGAUCUGCACCACUACAGGAACCUCAGCGAGUUCUUCCGCAGGAAGCUGAAGCCGCAAGCGCGGCCGGUGUGCGGCGUGCACAGCGUGAUUAGUCCCUCUGAUGGAAAGAUCCUGAAUUUCGGGCAGGUAAAAAACUGUGAAGUGGAGCAAGUAAAAGGGGUCACUUAUUCUCUGGAGUCUUUCUUGGGACCUCGUGUCUCGACAGAGGAACUGCAUUUUAGUCAGGCCCCACCUGGUAACUCUUUUCAGCAACAACUGGUCACCAAGGAGGGGAAUGAGUUGUACCACUGUGUGAUCUACCUUGCUCCAGGGGACUAUCACUGCUUCCACUCGCCCACCGACUGGACAGUGUCGCACCGACGGCAUUUCCCAGGCUCUCUGAUGUCUGUGAAUCCCGGAGUUGCUCGCUGGAUCAAGGAGCUGUUCUGUCACAACGAGCGGGUUGUCCUUACAGGUGACUGGAAGCACGGCUUCUUCUCACUGACAGCUGUGGGAGCAACAAACGUGGGCUCCAUCCGCAUCUACUUCGACCAGGACUUGCACACCAACAGUCCAAGUUACUCUAAAGGUUCCUACAAUGACUUCAGCUUCAUAUCCAACAACAACAAGGAGGGAAUCCCCAUGAGGAAAGGGGAACAUUUAGGGGAAUUUAAUUUAGGCUCCACAAUUGUCCUAAUCUUUGAGGCACCCAAGGACUUCAAAUUCAACCUCAAAGCCGGACAGAAAAUCCGCUUUGGAGAAGCGCUGGGCUCUCUAUAGAAACUGUCUCAGCAAGAAGAUUUUCUAUACAAAGGGACUCUUUUCACACCACUGUUUCACUUUACCAAGUCCUUAUCACUCAGCAGGACCUGGGUGAGCAGAAGAGAAGAUGUCAUUGCUGUGUUAACCUUGGGAGCAUUUGCUCUACAUUUACCUGCUGCUGAAUGUAGAAACUGAGUUGAGUGAUCAUGGAUGUAUCAGGUACAGCUGCCUUUAAAGAUGUUGCCCAUGGAGGUUUCUGUCCCAGCCUGUGCCUGUGCUGUUUCAUGUUCUCCCCUCAAUGUGCCACAGGAUAAUUAUGUUCUUAAGUCCCUUUUAAGCCUUCUGAGGCUGUGCAGGUGCACUGGGGAGGGGUGGAGAUUACCUGUGUUUAAAGGGACACUGACAGGCUCAGUCUCAGACCUUGUACUUUAUAGCUGCAAUAUUUGUUUUUCAGACCUUGAGUAAAGAAUAUGUCCUCAUAUUUAUUUUGUUCUAAGAAACUCUGCUGAAAUUGUCAAAUAAAGACAGCCUGUGAAUGCACACAGAGCCAAACAGUGAGACUGGCUGGUGUGGCUUCACAGCCCAAACUAAGCAACACGUGCAACAGAGCAUCAGUAGAAAGAAUUACACUCAGCCAGGCUUUCUGCUGUUGAACUGGACAACUCCAGUUCUGUUGCCUGACAUUGUCCCUUUAAAAAUGGACUUUGCACUGUAUUUUAAACCUGAAAACACUGUGUCUACAUUCCAGACAACAGCUCUUGUCAUCUUGGGAUUUUCUUUUAAAAACAAACAAAAAAAACCCCAGACAGAGGUGUGUGUACUAUUCCUAAUCCAUGGGUUUAUUUUGCUACUCCAGGCCUUAAAGUUUUUGUCUGUAUGAGAGACAGUUACUUCACCUCUUGGAUUAUGGAGUUAGAAGACACAGGGAAUGUUUUUCUUAUGUGAUGUGAUAGCAACUAAAAUAUGCUUUACUUUCUACUAUGUAUCUUCAUUAUUGCUUUGUCACUAAAUUAUUGAAGAAUUAAUUUCUCUAUUACAGAACAGCUUCAGAUACUUCAGGACCAGUUUUUAUUGCUCAGAGUGAAAUGCCCUAUGCACUGACUGUGUUUAAAAACAUUAUGGCUCUUUGAAGAAAUCCCACGUUGCCUCCCAGGUGCCAACCUGGCCCUCCCUUGACUGGCAACAAUUUCAUCUUAUUCAAAAUAUAAAAAAACCUCACACUGGCUCUAACUUCUGCCCUCAUACUUAAAGCUAGGAACGUGCUGGGGACUGAAAGCUCUGUGCUGAAGCUUCAUCCACAGUAAAAUUUUAGAGUUCACGUCAAGAAGAGUUAAAAUCUCACACCUUGGAUCUGUUGCAGGUGGCACUAUGUGGUGCUGACAGAAACCGCUGCCAAAGUGAAGAGGAAUUGAGUUUUAAAGCAAUGUAUCAGUUGUUUUUAGAGAAUAAACUGUUUCAAGUCCCAGCACUCAAACAUUUAGAACUGAUUGUGCUGUCCAGAGCUUGUUGGAGUGGACACGCUUAUGAAACCUGCCUUUCUGCUUUCUGAAAGAUUUCUCAUAUUACUUCCUUGCUUGAGCUACUUUUCUGCUACUUCAAGGAGACAGGCUUUGACCAGCUCUGAUCUCCUAAAGAAACCCUUAUCUUCUUUGUAUGCACUGCAGAAAAUAGAAUAUAAUUUUGUUGUACAAAUGUCCAGUUUGCCAAGUCCUGUAUGCUUAGCUUGUCAUCAGGGAGGAAGGGAUGAUGAACUGCCUCUAAGUGACGUAGCCCAGCCCUGGGUCAGGGGAUGGUGGUGGCUGUUUGGGUGACAAGCAGGAGAAAAUUCAUUUGGCUCCAGGAGUCAGUGUUUCCUCACUUCACACAGGGAGGAGUUUGAAAGCUUGAAGUGGCUCUCAGCCACCUAUCUUGUUAAACUUCUUGGCAUUAGCAAGUUUACUCCUGCAGCAGUAUAGUACCAGAUGCAAGGGUUUUUUUUAAACCUUUGAGAGUGAAAAAAAAGUAAGUCAAAUAUCAACCCCAAGAGGAUAAAGUUAUGGUGAGAUUUUUGAUUAAACUUCAAUGUUGUGUUAACAGUAGAAAGCAAAUUUGUUCCAAUGGAUGAGAAAAAAAGACAAGUGAAUCUUUUCCCCCUUUUCCCCUGGGGCCUUUGGCACCCAGACACAGCCAAAGGAAGUUUAAGCUUUAAUUUCUUCCUACUCAGCAUCAUCAUCCACAGUAUCUGAAGGUUACUGUUAGCCUGUGAUGGAGGACGGGUUACUUGAUGUUUGCUUUAUUAGAAAGCUCAGAAGGAGGAGAGGAUCCAGCAAGUGGCUGUUUUUAAGAUGGUUUUAAUACUGUGCAGAGCGAGCUAAUAACUCAACAUUGCUUGUGAUGCAGGGCCAGCAACACACCCAGAACUGAAAGCAAAGUUCCUCGAGGGUACUGAUAAUGCUGUGAAUUUCUCCUGCCUGGAGAAUCCAUUUAAUUCAACUGUAUCAGUAGCACGGUAUUUUUGUAUGUCAAAGUGUAUGACUUACUGACAUGAACUCAUUUAAUUGCAAACAUUUUGAAAUAAAGAGUCUUAUCUGUGUUGCUUA